CCUCAUUCCUUUUGACCUUUUCCUCAAUUAAUUCUUUAAAAGAAUUUAAGGGGAAAAAAAUGGUCAUAUACAGAAUACCCGGGGAAUCCUGAUCCAAUAUUUCUCAGCAAACUGUUGAUUCAAUUCAUUGCGUAAGUUGUAUGGAGAUUGUAAUGAUGCCAAAAGUGGGUUCUUAAUAGAGCCAAUAGUUCACUUCUGGUGUUAAAGGUUUGCUAUGUUUUAGAGGCAUGGGCUGCAAUUGAGAAGUUCUCAGGCAAUAUUGGGGUAAUUCAGUGAGUUAGUUUAAAGCUCUAAAUCAACAAGCCUAGUUGAAAUCGUUUUGGUUGAAAGCUAUCUAUGGCAUCGUCUGCUGACUCAUGGAUGCGAGAAUUUAAUGAAGCAUCCAAACUUGCGGAUGAAGUCGGUUCUAUGAUUUCUGCGAGGAACUCCUUGCCCUCUUCCGGACCUGAAACACAACGACAUUUAUCUGCAGCUCGGAGAAAAAUCACUAUAUUAAAGACAAGGCUUGAUACUCUCCAGUCCCUUCUUCCAACACUCCCAAGCAAGCAGCCUUUAACCAAAAAGGAGAUGAAGCGUCGUCAUGACAUGCUCGAUAAUAUGAUUACGAAAGCUAAUCAGAUGGCGACCACACUCAACAUGAAUAACCUUGCAAAUAGGGAUAGCUUGCUUGGCCCAGAAACUAAGCGACCUGAUGUUAUCAGUCGGGCAACUGGUCUUGACAACCAGGGUCUUGUAGGUUUUCAACGACAAGUUAUUAAAGAGCAGGAUGAGGAUCUUGAUAAAUUGGAGGAGACGGUGACAAGCACAAAACAUGUUGCAUUAGCAAUCAAUGAGGAGCUGAACCUACAUACUGCACUACUGGAUAACUUAGACUACCAUGUUGAUACAACAAACUCCCGGCUUCUGAGAGUGCAAAGGAAAUUGGCAUUUUUGAAUAAACGCACAAAAGGUGGCUGUACUUGGUUGUGCCUUUUGGUCAUAUUUAUCGUUAUUCUAGCUGUUGUCAUCUUCCUAUUGGUAAAGUUCUUGUGAUAAUAUGAUGGUAAAGUAUCAUCCAAUUCUUCUAUAUUGUUCAUUGUUGGCUACAAGAGAAGCCCUUUGUUGCAUUCCUUUUGCAACUUCUUCAAUCAACUUCUAAAGUUCUAGUUAUACAAGGACUGCAAUUUUUUCAUCAAUUUGUUUUGAAAGCAGGUAUUGUGUAUAUUUUGCGUUUUCCUGUGCUACUGGAAAUCGUACAUAACACAAUAUAGCUUUUAAUUUAAGAAGAAACAAAACUCUGCCAUGGAUACUAGUGGCAAUUCUUAUGAACGUAUUAAAUUUUAUGGUGCAAUGCAUUCUUCAGGCUUAUAGUUAAA
Molecule: messenger RNA, 1355 nt
Organism: Nicotiana tabacum (common tobacco)
Lineage: Eukaryota; Viridiplantae; Streptophyta; Magnoliopsida; Solanales; Solanaceae
Product: syntaxin-52
Biological process (GO): vesicle fusion; intracellular protein transport
Cellular component (GO): SNARE complex; endomembrane system
Molecular function (GO): SNARE binding; SNAP receptor activity
Source: RefSeq, a predicted model, not a curated record